AACUGAGGUCCUCUUCCCUGUGGGUUUGAGCUCCACUGUCUCAGGGGACACCCUGAGGAAAACAAGUAUUUGCAGAGAGCAGACCAAUGUUGCAAGGCCAUCAGAAAGAGCACUUUCAGAAUUCCUCCCUUGUCACAAUGGAUCCUUACCCAUUUUUGCAGCAGGAGCUGGAUUUACAAGGCAGUCUCCUUCUAGAUACCUGCUCUCCUUUACUCACAGCUGCCUUCCUUCCACCACUGACCCAGAGCAAUCCAAACCCCAUGGUCAGCAUUGGGAAGAGCCUGACCUGACAUGAAUUUGUCUCCAUUUGGUUUGUCAUAUGAGAAAGCCCAGAUGAAGGCAGGCAGCUCUCAGAAGGGUGCCAGUGGUCCAUUGACCACAGGUUCACAUCUCUCGAGUUUUCAGAUGUCAUCCUGGCAACAAUUUUGGCUACCAAGUCAGAUAUGUGUGGCAAAAAGUUUGAACUGAAGAUUGAUAACGUUCGCUUCGUUGGCCAUCCCACGUUGCUUCAGCAUGCCCUGGGGCAGGUAUCCAAAACUGAUCCCUCACCAAAGAGAGAGAUGCCCACUAUGAUUCUCUUCAACGUGGUGUUUGCACUAAGGGCCAAUGCAGAUCCAUCCGUGAUAAACUGCUUACACAACCUCUCGAGGAGAAUCGCCAUCGUCCUGCAGCACGAGGAGCGCCGCUGCCAGUACCUCACCAGGGAGGCCAAGCUCAUCUUAGCUAUUCAGGAUGAAGUGUCUGCCAUGUCAGAAACCACAGAAGGGCCACAGUCACCUUUUCAUCACAUCCUUCCGAAGUGCAAACUGGCCAGAGAUCUCAAAGAGACGUAUGACAGUCUCUGCACAACAGGAGUGGUCCGUUUACAUAUCAACAACUGGCUGGAAGUGAGUUUCUGCCUGCCUCAUAAAAUCCAUUAUGUUGCCACAAACUUUAUACCCCCUGAAGCAAUUGAGAGAAGUUUAAAAUCUAUCAGGCCUUACCAUGCCUUAUUACUUUUAAAUGAUGAGAAGUCACUGCUUAAUGAGCUCCCGUUGGACUGCUCUCCUGCCCUGGUGAGAGUAAUUAAAACUACCUCUGCUGUGAAGAAUUUGCAGCAACUGGCUCAAGAUGCUGACUUGGCAUUGCUGCAGGUUUUCCAGCUUGCUGCACAUCUCGUUUACUGGGGGAAAGCAAUUAUUAUUUAUCCACUCUGUGAAAAUAAUGUCUACAUGCUUUCUCCAAAUGCCAGUGUUUGUCUUUACUCUCCGUUGGCAGAUGCCUUUUCCUGCCAGUUCCGGGGCCACAACCUGCCGUCCAUGCUCUCCAAAUUCUCCCUCCCAGUUUCACUCUCUGAGUUCAAGAACCCACUGGCACCACCCGUUCAGGAGACUCAGCUCAUUCAAAUGGUGAUAUGGAUGCUCCAACACCGCCUCCUUAUCCAGCUUCACACAUACGUCUGUCUGAUGGUGCCGCCCAACGAGGAGGAUUUCCGAGCCCAAGACGAAGACAUGCCCUUUACUGCCAGAGUUGGAGGCCGGAGUUUAAGCACCCCCAAUGCUCUCAGCUUUGGUUCUCCAACUAGUAGUGAUGACAUGACUCUGACAAGCCCUAGCAUGGAUAAUUCCAGUGCUGAGUUGAUACCUGGUGGGGAUUCACCCCUAAAUAAAAGGAUGACAGAGAAUCUCCUAGCAAGCUUGUUGGAACACGAGCGGGAAGCAAUCCUCAACGUCCCUGCUGCCCAGAACCCCGAAGACCUGCGCAUGUUUGCAAGGCUGCUGCACUACUUCCGAGGCCGGCACCACUUGGAGGAGAUCAUGUACAAUGAGAACAUGCGCCGCUCGCAGCUCCUCAUGCUGUUCGACAAGUUCCGCAGCGUGCUGGUGGUCACCAGCCACGAGGACCCCGUCAUCUCCGUGUUCCAGUCUCUCUUGAAGUGAUGCUGCUGCCAAAGGAAAGGAACCUGCCAAUCUCUCCCUAAAAAGACACCUGAAAACUAGAGGUGGGGAUUUCAGUUGCUGCUUUCAGUUGCUUCUCCUUCCCUGGGCCAAGGAGAUGUGUGCUGCACUGGUACCGGUGGGACCUCACCUUGGGAUGCUGGUGCAGCAGAAGUGCUUUCUGUGCUCUCUUCUGCAUCACAGGGCUGUGAGCACCUGUCCUGGCAGCCCUGGCCUAGAGGGAAUGAUCCCUGGGCACCAAGGAAUUCUGUUUGAUCACUGUUAUCUGGCUGCAGUGAGGACACAGGUAGGAAGGGAAAGUAUCACGAGUAAACAGUCAUGAAUGAGAACAACUCGCUGUCACAGCUUAUCCUUGCCAGUCCCCAGUGUCCUCAUCACAAGGUCUCUGUGGGAGCACAGCUCUCACCAAGCAGCCUAAAUGGCUCUGGGGGUUUCUGGGAUUCCAGUUUUUGACUGGGAGUGUGGAGCUCAGUUGUUGAGCAGCACUGAAAUCACCUGGCCUAUGAGUUCACACAGCUGGAGCUGGGGGCACCCAGCCUUGUCCCCCUCCCAUGACAUGGCUGUGGCUGCAGGGAAUCAGACCAGAGAUGGCCUGGGCUAAAGCCAUCCAGCUGAGAAACAUCACACAGGUCUGUGUGGAGGCUCCUUCUCUGGAGGUCUUCAAAACCCACCUGGAUGUGUUCCUGUGUGUUCUGGUCUAGGUGGACCUGCUUUAGCAAGGGGUUUGGAGUAGAUUAUCUCUAAAGGUCCUGUCCCACCCCUACCAUUCUAUGUUUGUAUGGAGGUGGCUGUUUCCUGAUGUGGUUCAGGAUUGCUCCUCCAGCUGAGCUGGAGCUAGAACAAGAGGAGACAGCCCUGUCUGUGGGGCCAGCAGGAACUUCUGCCAGCCCAACUAGCUGCACCCUGCACUAUGGCCCAGCUUUCCCUCCACAGUGGCAGCUUCCAUGAGUGGGUGUUGUUAAAAGAUCAUCAGGCUCCUCCUUAAGACCUUCCCUUACACCACACACAAACAAGCUGGAGUUUUUCCCAGAGUUGCAGCCUCUCCCAGAGGAGCUUCACUUGCCCACACAAACUGGGUGAAACUGGGAGCUUUGUGUAAGUCACCUCCUCCCAGCAAGGCCCAGAGGCACUGGGGAGCACUUACCCUCCUCUAUGGCUGCAAGUGGGGAUGGCAAAGGAGACCAAAAGCAAUAUCCAACCUAAUAAUCAGAUCAAUGUUCCUCCCAGCAACUGCAUCUGGAGGUGAGCUAUUGAGAUCAGCUUAACAAGGGCUGUUCAGAAGGGGCCAAACAAGAUUGCUUUUCGUGUGAUGAGGACAAGGGUUUUGCAAACGUUGAGCUAUUCUUCUGUACAUGAAUCCUGAAGUGAGGGUGGGGUGGGAGUGUGUGUCCUGUCACCCUUCAAGCUGGCAGUUGCUGCAUUCUUGUUCUCCAAGCUGGACCCUCUGGACUGGUAGAGGUUGGAAUGGGUUGCUGGAGGCCUUCUGUCCAACCACUGCUUACAGAAAAUGAGGAGGAGCUCCCUCAGGAGCUUGUCCAGUGGAGGUCUGAAUGUCCCCCAGUUUCUGGGCCCCUGUUCCAGUGUUUGCCCACCCUCCUGCUGAACAUUUUUUCCACACAGCUGAUGAGAGUUUCCUGUUUUCCAGCUUGUGCCCAUCACCUCUCAUCCUGCCUGACAAAAGCCUGGCCUCUCUUCUCCACACCCUCCCACUAGGUAGACAACAGUAAGUUCCCUCCUUUCCCUCCUCUCCUGCCAGCUCUCAUCCUUCCAGGCAGCCUCUCACCCACCUUACGAAACCUGGAUCCACUGGGAAGGGAGACAGUGGCCUUCAAUGUCCAAACCCAACCUCUGUCCUGGUGGGGAGACCCCUGCAACUCUGCCCCACCACUGAAAGUUCACUUUGGGCCAGUCCUUGGGAGAAAGCACAUUUAUUGUUAAAAACCACCGAGGCACUGUGUGUGCCCGAGCUGCUGCCAGCACAGAGCCCAGCUCCAGUCCUGGGCUGUGGCACACCUGGAACACUUGUCAGCUGCCAGAAGAAUGUCCCAUUGCUGCCAUCUCUUUCUCUGUCUUCUUAUCUACAACACUUACAGAUUUGUUUCCUCGUAAAUAAAACCUGAGAGGUUUCAGUGCCCACUC
Molecule: messenger RNA, 4076 nt
Organism: Colius striatus (speckled mousebird)
Lineage: Eukaryota; Metazoa; Chordata; Aves; Coliiformes; Coliidae
Gene: NPRL3
Product: NPR3 like, GATOR1 complex subunit
Exons: 12
Coding region: 444-1919 (491 amino acids)
Biological process (GO): negative regulation of TORC1 signaling; cellular response to amino acid starvation; positive regulation of autophagy
Cellular component (GO): GATOR1 complex
Source: RefSeq, a predicted model, not a curated record